AGUAGGAUUGGAGACGACUUUGUUAAGACAAACCAGUACAAAGAGAACAAGUUUUAGCCUGUCUUCAUUAAGAGAAAUCCCCGAUCACAUUUGUAGGCGACGAAGGCUAGCUAAGGUCAUGCGUAGAAUUGCGUCAUCGGGUCGUCUCGUGUCGAACUGCGCAUGCGCCAGCUGUUAAAUCAAAGGCACUCCUUCGACAUUAAGUUGUUUUUGACCUAAAUGAAAACGUGUGACUUUCACGAGGUUGAAGUAAUUACAUGUUCAACUGCUUAAAACAUUGAUUCGAAUCUAGUUUGUACCUCUAGAUUUCGUGAAUUUUAUUCAACCAAGGAAUCAUUUUUACCCUUCUGUCAUUGACUUGUCAAACCACGGCCUGGUCCGUUUCGCAAGUCUCGCGACCUUUGGGUGGAGUAAACAAAGACACACUACUGACUGAACUGAACAGGCUACCGAACCCUCAAUCGACCGAAAUGUCUCAACUACAGUUGUUGCGUGUAUUUUUAAAUGAGCGUUUAAUGGCGGCUGCUGUGGAGAUUUUCGGGGCAGUUGAGAAAACGGUAGUGGAGUACGAGGAGGAGAAUGAUCGGCUACGGAGACUUCUGCGGGUGACACCGCAGAUAACACUAUGCAGAAAAGACUCCCUGCAGCUCUCUCUCGCUGUCUCUGAAGAGGAGGUUCCCUCUGAGCAGCAGCACUGUGAGAAGGAGUGGAGCCACAGUCUGGGGCUGGAGGAUCUAGAGCCCACGCAGAUUAAAGAGAAACAUGAGGAACUCAGGACCAGUCAGGAGGAAGAGCAGCUUCAAGGGCUGGAGCCUGAUAUCAUAGAGUUCAAAUUCACUCCUUCCUGUGUAAAAAGUGAACGUGAUCAGGAAGAUCCACUUUGGUCCUUGACUCUGUCCCAAACAGUGGAGAACAGAGAGUGUGACUCUAAACUAGUGGAUCCUAAACCUUUUGGCACUGUGACCCACCUAAAGGGUUAUGAAAUGCUCUGUGACCCUCCAGAUAAUCAAAACAUUGUCCACAGCCACAGCUCAGCCUUAAGCAGCAACCCAGUAGGACUUGACAGAAGCCAACCAUUGGAUCCAAACCCACCAAUGGAGGAACACUGUUCCAAACCCAGCACCACAUCUAUAAAAUCUCAUCGCUGCUGUGACUGUGGCAAAAUGUUUCCUCUCACAGCUGACCUGCAGAGGCAUGUGACUCUCGCCAAGAAGAGACUCAGCGAAUGUCACUUCUGCAAAAAACAGUACAUUUCCACCUGUAAACUGAAGGCCCAUGUCCGACUCUGUCACAGUGGGAAACCCUGCACCUGCCCCUUUUGUGGCAAGACCUUCAAACAAAAAGGAAAUCUGUCCAUGCACAUGAGGAUUCACACAGGAGAGAAACCAUUUAGCUGUGGUUACUGCGGGAAAAGCUUCAAUCACAAGGGAGACCUAAGAAGACAUAUACUGACUCACACAGGAGAGAAACCAUUUAGCUGUAAUUUUUGCUGUAAGUGCUUCAAUCAGAAGGGGGACCUAAGGAGGCAUACACUGACUCACACAGGAGAGAAACCAUUUAGCUGUGGUGAAUGCGGUAAAGGCUUCAUACGCAAGGAGCACUUAACUGCACAUAUACGGAUUCACACAGUAGAGUAAUCAUCACACAGCAAAGUAAUAAUUUAUCUGCGGUGACUGAAAAGCGUAAAUCAUAAGGGGAAGCUGAAUAUGUAUAUACAGACUCACACAGGGGAGAUAUAAUUUAGCUGUGAUGACUGUGAAAAGCGUAAAUCAUAAGGGGAAGCUGAAUAUGUAUAUACAGACUCACACAUGGGAGAUAUAAUUUAGCUGUGAUGACUGUGAAAAGCGUAAAUCAUAAGGGGAAGCUGAAUAUGUAUAUACAGACUCACACAGGGGAGAUAUAAUUUAGCUGUGAUGACUGUGAAAAGCGUAAAUCAUAAGGGGAAGCUGAAUAUGUAUAUACAGACUCACACAGGGGAGAUAUAAUUUAGCUGUGAUGACUUCGGGGAAAGAUUCACUCAGAAGACUAAUCUAACUGACCAUAUAUGGACUCAGACAGGAGAGAAACUGUUUCUCUGUGGGAAAAGCUUCAAUAAGAAGGGGGACCUAAUUGAGAAUAAACUAAUUCACACAGGAGAGAAAUCACAUGGAUUCUCAGUCUGUGGUAAAAGAUUCAAGACUAAUCUUCCGACACAUGAAACAACAUCUACAAAGAAAGAAAACAGGAUGAAAACACAAAGAAUAAAGAAAAUCAGGACAAAUAUAUAUUCUGUCAGCAGAUGGGUAUAAAAAGGCAGGUUGUGGAUAACUCUUAGAAAAGAAACAUUCAUUCAUGCAUUGGGUUUCAGAGAAAUAGAUACAUGAUGAAUUUACUUUGAAAAAUGCUCUUUGUAAAUAAAGUUUGAUUUAAAUAAUGAGGAUAUUAACAAACAGUAGUGCAUGUAUCAUGGUAAUCUCGCAGAUCUGCUGUUCAAAGUCGGUUGAUGUUUUCACGUCAUUAGAAAUAAGAAUAUCUGGUUUGUUUUGGAAUGUCUCUCAGGGUGAUGAGAAAAUGGUCUGACCAAUGUUAUUGAUUUAUAAAAAUGUAUACUUUUCUGAAAAUAUCUCCUUCAAUCCAAGAGAGUUUCUCAUGCAGUUUUGACAUAAUACAGCUCAAUCAUGAUAUUGUUUGAAAUGUAAUGAUACACAGUCGACUCCUCACGAGUGCAGUUUGUAUAAGUGCAAACUCUGUUUUAAGUGUACUACAGUGUUUUUCCUGUCCCAAUUCAACAACAUCGACAACUCACCAGCUGGUUUAUUAGGUACGCCCAUCUAGUACCGGUUCGGACCCCCCUUUGCCUCCAGAACAGCCUGAGCUCUUUAGGGCAUCAUUCUACAAGGUGUCUGAAACAUUCCACAGGGAUGUUGGUCUGUGCUGAUGCGAUGGCAUCACCCAGUUGCUGCAGAUUGAACAGCAGUACAUUCAUGCUGCGAACAGCCCGUUCCAUCUCAUCCCAAAGAUGCUCUAUUGUGUUGAGGUCUGGGGACUGAGUAGGCCACUGAAGUAAACUGAACUUGCUGUCAUGUUCCAGGCAAUGUUGUUCCACUCAAUUGUCUAGUGUUGGUGAUCGUGUGCCCACUGGAGCCGCUUCUUGUUUUUAUCUGAUAGGAGUGGAACUCGAUGUGGUCGUCUGCUGCAAUAGCCCAUCCGUGACAAGGAUCGACGAGCUGUGUAUUCCGAGAUGCUGUUCUGCACACCAUUGUUGUACUGCGCCAUUACUUGUCUGUUUACGGCUCACCUGUUAAAUUGCACGAUUCUUGCUAUUCUUCUUCGACCUCUCAUCAACAAGCUGUUUUCGCCCAAAGGACUGCUACUGACUGGAUGUGUUUUGUUUGUCACACCAUUGAAGGUAUACCCUAGUAGAGGUCGACCGAUUAUGAUUUUCAACGCCGAUCCUGAUAACAAUUUAUUGGAGGACCAAAAAAAGCUGAUACCGAUUAAUUGGACAGUUUUAUUUAUUUAAAAAAAUAUAUAUAUUUUUUUGUAAUAAUGACAAUUACAACAAUACUGAAUGA
Oncorhynchus keta (chum salmon) is the source of this 3554-nucleotide messenger RNA. RefSeq names its product zinc finger protein OZF-like. NCBI's taxonomy places the organism in Eukaryota, Metazoa, Chordata, Actinopteri, Salmoniformes, Salmonidae. The transcript is spliced from 2 exons. The record is from RefSeq and is a predicted model, not a curated record. The coding region runs from base 471 to 1637 and encodes 388 amino acids.